Ruditapes philippinarum (Manila clam) is the source of this 845-nucleotide messenger RNA. RefSeq names its product CCN family member 3-like. Lineage: Eukaryota; Metazoa; Mollusca; Bivalvia; Venerida; Veneridae. The coding region runs from base 67 to 768 and encodes 233 amino acids. Gene Ontology annotation, molecular function: protein binding. The record is from RefSeq and is a predicted model, not a curated record. The transcript is spliced from 7 exons.
CAAAGGUUAUCAUCAACCUCGGAUAUAUUCUCUUCCACUUUCCUGUUACUUGCAAGAGAUACCAACAUGCAGACGACUUUAGUUUUUAUUUUGAGUACCGGACUUGUUUCGUCCCUGCUGAGAGGCGUUGAGUCAAGGGACAUUGAUAAAAGAUUUAUUCUUUCUUUUGUAUCAGAUACAUGCGCGGAUGUGUUACCGAACUGUGCUGAUUACGGUCAAAACGCCUGUACAGACUCACAAUAUGCUGCAUGGGCAAAGGAAAACUGUCAGAAAACGUGCAAUAUGUGUCCUAGCGGAGGCGGAGGUGGGGUGCCUACACCUCCAAGCCCGGGUGGUGGCUCAACAGGAUGUGCGGACAAACUGAACAAUUGUGCUCAAUACCAAGCAGAUUCAUGUACAACUUACAAAUCAUGGGCCACUGAAAACUGUGCUAAAACAUGCAAUCUCUGUAGUAGCAGCAUGUCAGCAGGAAGUCCUUCAUUGAACAGUGGUGGAAGCAGCGGGAGUGGAAUGACCGGAACGUCAACUGGGUGUGUGUACAACUCCCAAGUUUACCAGCAAGGCCAGACAUGGAAGGACGCAUGUAAAUAUAAGUGUGAAUGUGUGGAUGGCACAUCUGGAAAAUACCAGUGCCGAUCACUAUGUUUGACAUGGAGCUUGCCAGACACAUGUCGAAUGGAUCCACCAGCACCAGGCAAAUGUUGCCCAAAACCAGUAUGUCCACCUUCAAUCAAGCUUCAGUACCCACCGGGUUAUACCGAAGAAUAGAAACGAAUCUAAAUAUUGCAACUAAAGUUGAUGAUCUCUUGCUUUAUUACAGUUUUAUCAAUAAAGGUUGUUGUUUA